This is a messenger RNA of Hydractinia symbiolongicarpus, 3216 nucleotides long. Its product is annotated as nose resistant to fluoxetine protein 6-like. The record is from RefSeq and is a predicted model, not a curated record. Gene Ontology annotation, molecular function: acyltransferase activity, transferring groups other than amino-acyl groups. Bases 170 to 2404 code for a protein of 744 amino acids. The transcript has 16 exons. NCBI's taxonomy places the organism in Eukaryota, Metazoa, Cnidaria, Hydrozoa, Anthoathecata, Hydractiniidae.
AUAGGGCAAAUUGGGCUAAACUAAGCCACAAACUGUGUGACAUCGUUCGACCUUGUAUUAAGUCAAACUAGGUGUAGAACAAUACCAAUGAUUUUCCGUCAUGUGAUUAACGAAUGCUACUGGUUUGUUUUGGCGUGAGUAGUGUUUCAACAAAUGUAAACCGUUUGCAAUGGCUGUACCUUUUAAAUUGGCUCUUUGCAUUUGUUCCUUCACAUUUUUUAUGUACUAUGGGUCUUCACAAGUCAUACCUCAGGAUUCCGUCUGGAUAAAAGAAAAUGAUCUUAUUAAAGGAUUUGUAAAUUCCUUUCAAACAUUUGGGACCAAAAAGCAGCUUGACAAAGAUAAUUUUAUGGAAUAUCUCACAGGUUUUAAGGAAGUAGACCAAUUUCGGAGAAACUUAAACAACUUGAAGUUAUCACAGAAGUGUGAGAGUUCCUUAUUAGACCUUUUUACACCUGCAUUGAAGUUUAUACAAGCAAAUGAUACAAAGGGAUUGAUCCAGUGGUUUCUCACUAAAUCAGAGCUUCAUUACUAUAUUGAUGCAUGGGCAAAACCUCCAAGUAGAUUAUUUGUUGGAAACAUAGCUUGGUUGGGAGCAUAUGAUGAAUGUAAACAAAUUAGCGGCUCUCACUAUUGCUUAGCUAAUACUCGUGUGCUAAAUAUUCCAAAAAUUCACGGUUAUUUUGGAACAUGUACACCAAAAAUAUGUUCAGCAAACGAUGUUCAUCGUUUAUUACAAUAUAUUCAACCAUUUUUUGUUGGUGUUAUUGACUUUGGAGGAAGAAACGGCUCUGUGCCACUACCAAUUAAUUGUGAUGAUGACAGCAGCACUCUACCAGCUUCAACAAUCGUGUUCAUUACACUAACCUGCUUUCUUGCUGGUUUGUGUUUUCUGGGCACCUUCAUGGAGAUACUUCAGGACUGCUUUACACCAGACCAACUAGUGCCUAGUCCUAUACUUGUCAAUGUUCCAGACGGUGAAAAAGAGGAUGAUAGCUCCAUUCAGUACCAACGAUUUGAUUCCCACAUUGAGCGAACAAGAGGCAACGCUGUGACGAACUUUCUUAUCAGUUUUUCUGUUAUAAAAAACACAAAAAGCAUUCUCUCAACUCAUGUACCAACUGGUGUUGUUGGCUCAUUAAAUGGUAUACGUGCACUAAGCAUGACUUGGGUCAUCUUGGGACACAUUUAUUAUUUUGGAGCCCUAUCGAGUGUAGAUAAUAUUACCAUUGCUGAAAAAAUUAGCCAGCGAUUCUCCUUUCAAGCAAUUGCAAAUGCUUACGUAUCUGUCGACAGUUUCUUUUUGCUCAGUGGUAUAUUGGUGUCUUACAUCACUUUGAAAAAGAUGGACAACUGCAGUGGCAGACUCGGACUUCCAAUGUUUUAUAUACACAGAUUUGUCAGGCUGACGCCAAGCUACAUGUUUGCCAUAUUCCUUUACAGUAGUUUUUACCCACAUAUAGUGAGCGGUCCAUUAGGGAUAAUUGUAAAACAUACCGAAGAACCAAACUGCAAGAAGUACUGGUGGACAAAUUUACUUUAUAUAAAUAAUAUCUAUCCAUCACAUAUGAUGACUGAGUGUCUUGGAUGGUCUUGGUAUCUGGCAAAUGAUAUGCAAUUUUAUGUUAUUAGUCCGAUAUUUCUUUACGUUAUGUAUCGUUUCAAAUUCCGUGGAGCACUGUUAUCAACUGGAAUCGGUAUUUUGUUGUGCGUUGUUAUAAACGGAGCUGUGAUUGGCUCAAAGAAUCUUCCCGCUUUAAUCUCCGAAUCGUUUUCACCCAAAGCUAGCCCAGAACAAAAAAGUAAGACGGUAACAUUUGCUGACGAUGUUUACAUCAAACCUCACACGCGAAUUGCGCCCUAUUUGGUUGGACUUUUACUUGGCUUUAUUCUGUCGAGAAAAAUCUACAUCACUAGAAAACCACAUGUUAGCAUUGCGAUGUUCGGUUGGACAAUUGCGUUUGGUAUUGGAAUGUCAGUCGUAUAUGGACCAUAUACUGUUUUUAAAACGGACGGUGAUUCCUUUAACCGAACAGAGAACAUAUUUUAUGGUACUUUUUCACGUUUGGCGUGGGCGUUGGCUUUAGGCUGGGUGAUUUACGCGUGUCAUAAUAAAAUGGGAGGUAUCAUAAAUCGUUUUCUUUCAUGGAAAGCAUGGAUUCCUUUAGCACGAUUAACUUACGGAGCAUAUCUUCUUCAUCCAAUUAUUUUGUUAUUCUACUAUAAUUCACAGGAGAAUCCAUUUCACUUCCAAGAUACCACUACGAUAUUCCUCUACAUUUCGGUAGUGGUGAUGUCGUAUUUGUGUUCUUUUAUAAUGGCGCUACUCAUUGACACACCAGUAUAUAAUGUAGAAAGAAGUUUGACGAAAUAUUUUGCAAAGAGGAACGAGAAUGUGAUAUGAAAUCUCAAAAAAACGACGUGGAAAAAAAACUAGGGUAUGUAGACGUGAUGCGCAAUAGUAUGUCACUACCAAACCUGUACACACGUGUGGACGAGUGUCGAGUUUGAUGAAAUUGUAACAUUCUAAAGCAGUUAAUUAAGUUUGUGUAAAAUUUAUUGGUAUGAAUGAUGUUGGAUAAGCAUUCCUAAAGCACUAUUGAUAUAUUUGGUUUUAGUUUUGUUUUUGUUUUUUUUUGCAAUUACGAGAUGUGAAAAGUUUUGUUUCCGUUACUAAAAGACGGUGGGAAUUUGCAUAUUUUUACAAAGGUUGAUUGAAACAUUUUGGAAAUUUAAAAAUAAUCUUUUUUUUUUUUUGUUAAUACUUUUAAUAUAGAUUUUUAUCAAGAUAAAUUUCAUUUUUGUUAGGAAAUUAGGAAAAAUGGCCAAAAAUGAUGAUGUCAGCAUUUGUUCUUCCGAAAUUCAAUAUACGAUAGUGUUUCGCAUUGGUGUUUUUUUAAUCUCUCAAAUUAAUGCCUACCUUGGAACUCAAAAAUUACCGUAAUCAGAUUUAAGAAAAUCGCAAUCAGCUUGUUUUAACGUGUUAUUAACGCGUUGCGUCAUUAUAAGCUGACCUGUUAAAUAUCGUCAUUUCUCUGUUUAUACCCGUUUCUGUUAAAUGUUAUUUUCACGAAGAGUGAAUUGUUAAUUAACCUAUAUUUUACUACUUUGUAAAUACGCAAAUUUUAUUAUAAGCACCUAAAUUUUAUCACGAAUGUUGUGGUUUAUACUUUUGUAAGAAAUAUCAUUUUUUUCGGCGAAUACUUGUUCUGUCUG